AUGUGUUCAUCUAAGUACAGCUUUGAUCAUCCAUCUAAAGUCAUCAUCACUUGGCAAGUUCUGUCUACUGCUUCGGGUUUUGAUAACCAGACUUAUGCUCGCGGGUUAAGGUUUGUGUUGAAAUCGCAUCGUCAGAAUAUGGAUCACAAAGAGAUGACUGAUUAUCGUUAUCCAUGCAAGCUACUUAUGGAUUCUGCUAUCGACGAAUGGAACUUGCGGACAUAUAAUCCUAUUAUCGAAGUUUCUGAUCGUGUUAAUACGAGCGAUCAUGCUCAGAAGACCUUUCUAUGGGAUUUUGCGAGGAGUGCUUGGGUUAUGAAUAAAGAAUCUAAUGAAAAUAGUGACUUUGAUGAUACCAAGAUGUUAUCUGGUCGUGGUACUGAUGAUGAUUAUGAUUUUGAGGAUUAUAUGGGGUCUGAUUCAGAGACGCGCGAUGAUACUGAUGAUAUGGACCAAACAGAUGAAUAUGAUUCUGAAGAUGAUUUUAUUGAUGACGAUGAGUCUUGUGAAGGAUAUGAUGGUUCAAGUGAUAACUCAGAAGAUGAUGAUGAAGAUGUUAUGUUGGAUGAUGAGACUGAGAUUGACGAUGAUAGUGAAGAUCAGCGAAACGUCGAACUGAGUGAUAUACUCAUCGAAAAGAAUAUUAGUAUAUCUGGACACCAGAAUUCGGUGUGUACUUGA
Molecule: messenger RNA, 681 nt
Organism: Eutrema salsugineum
Lineage: Eukaryota; Viridiplantae; Streptophyta; Magnoliopsida; Brassicales; Brassicaceae
Product: eisosome protein SEG2-like
Exons: 6
Coding region: 1-681 (226 amino acids)
Source: RefSeq, a predicted model, not a curated record